This is a messenger RNA of Miscanthus lutarioriparius, 1155 nucleotides long. The record is from the annotation of a GenBank genome assembly. Lineage: Eukaryota; Viridiplantae; Streptophyta; Magnoliopsida; Poales; Poaceae.
AUGAGCAGCGGCAACGGCAAGGUGUACGCCACGGUGGUGCUCAUCAGGCUCAUCUAUGCGGGGAUGCACAUCCUCACCAAGGCGGCCUUCAACGAAGGCACGAGCACCACCGUCUUCGUCUUCUACCGGCACGCCGUCGCCGCCAUCUUCUUGUUGCCUUUCGCCUUCCUUGAAAUCAGGAAGCGACCGGCGCCACCUCUGACCUUCAGGCUCUCCGUCAAGAUCUUUGCUCACGGCUUCUAUGGGAUGGCUGGAACGAUCAACUUGUACUGCAUUGGCCUGAAAUAUGCUUCGGCGACCUCGUCGUCGGCUAUCUUCAACAUCGUGCCGGUGGUCGCCUUCAUCUUGGCCGUCAUGUUCAGGAUGGAGACCCUGAAGCUUAGGAGCAUCCAUGGCAUAGCCAAAGCCUCCGGGAUACUCCUCUGCGUCGCCGGCGUCAUCGUGCUGGCGCUGUACCAGGGCCCCCAGCUCAAGUCGAUGAACCACCACCAGCUCCUGAAGCACCACGCGAGCGCCGCAGCCGCCGCGCAAGUCCAUCAUUCCAACAGGGAGUGGGCUCUGGGGAUCUUCCUGAUGACAACGUCGGUCGUGAUAUGGUCCCUCUGGACAGUGAAGCAGGGGCCGUUGCUGCUGGAGUACCCUUCCAAGCUCCUCAACACGACGCUGCAGUGCGUGUUCGCCAGCGUGCAGUCGCUGGCCAUCGCGCUUGUCCUCGAGAGGGACUUCUCGCGGUGGAAGCUCGCCGGCCCCGUGAGCCUCGCCUCGGUGCUCUUCACGGGCAUCGUGGUGGCGGCGAUCUCGUACUACCUGCAGAUCUGGGUGAUCGAGAAGAAAGGGCCCGUGUUCCUGUCCAUGUCGAUGCCGCUGAGCCUCGUCUUCACCAUGGCCAUUGCCUCUUUCCUGCUGGGCGAGGACGUCAGCCUAGGCAGCAUUAUCGGCAGCGUCCUCCUCGUCGCCGGCCUCUACAAUGUGCUGUGGGGCAAGAGCAGGGAGGACAAGCAACAAGCGGCGGCGGCGGCGGGUGAGACGACGGACAGCGGCAGCGACAAUGGGAACGUGGACGUGGAGAAGAACGCUGCGGCCGUGCAGCCGGCGGGCGGGGAGAAGGAGGAAAAGGACGGCGGGACGCGCAACGACGCGGGGGCCAAAGUCUGA